AAGACUAAAUUUUUUGUUUACACAUUUCAACUUCACUCUUCUUUCAACACAACACAAUAAAAAUUUCAAAGUAAAUUUUCCUAGGUAUGUGAAAAGAAGCCAACACAAUACAAUACUUGAACAAUAAUAGUACAAAAAAUAUACCAGAAUGACAAAAAAGAAGGAAAUUGAACGGUUAAUUGCUAGAUAUCGGGCUGAUAUUGCAGCUUUAGAGGAGAGGGAAGAACAUUUUAUGAGACGAAUAGAAAUCCUACAAAACAUCCUUCCUACAGUCUUAGUGUGGUACAUGUGGAAGGUUUCACAAUCCAGCAGAGAACGCCCAUUCCUGCAGCAUGAGACUGAGGAAAGGGCAAGAAGUAAGUUGGAACAUCUGCAGAGUAUGUUAUUGGAACUUCAGCAAGCAGAUCAGCUGCUCAAAGAAGAGGAAGAUUUGAUGAGACAUAGGAUCGAUGAACUUGAAAAAUCCUUGACCUUUCCUCGAAACUCCUCUAGGAUGAUUCACUCUGAAACAACAGGAAUAUUAGAUGCCCAAAAAGACAAAGUUGAUAAAUUAGAUUACCACAAUUUAGCAUCUAAUGUGUUACAACCGGCUAAAGACAUUGAUUGGAAAACUGUUUCUGAGGAUUUAACAAAAGAGGCUGGUGAAUUGAGAGACAAACUAAACAAUUCUUUACAAAAACUUCAGCAGAGCGAAGACAAUGCCAACAAUUUAGAGAAAAAAUCUUUGACAUUGGUGAAAGAGCUUGAAGGAAAUGUAAAAUUACUGGAAACACAGAAAGGAAAGCCAACACCAACUUUAAAAGUGGUUGAAAACGAAGAAACUACUUUUCAAGACAAAUAUGAUGGAAAAAGUCUCUCUUCGCUCCAAGAAGAUCCUGCUUUUGAAAAACAAAUGAGACAGUCGGAAUCAAAGUCUUUAACACAUAAUGAGGAUAAUUCUAUGGGACCACUAGCAGAAGUUAGUCAUGUUCAAGAUUUGACUUCCUUGCUCUCAAACUCCUCAAAAGAAGGAAAAACACAUGAAAUGGACAAUCAACCAUUGAAAACACCAGCUUCUAUAUUUAAUGAACCAGUAUCGGUUGAAUUAAAAGUAAAAGAUAUGUCAUUAAACAACCUAUCAACAACAAUGGAACCACAACAAAGUCCCAAAGAGUCUUCAGUCUUAGACAAACUUUCAAUCUCCUCUACUGCCAAACCUCAAUCACCUAAUACAUGGCCCAGUACAGAUGGCAACAAACCAUCUAAUGGUACAGUAAUUGGCUCUUUAGUUUCAAAAAAUUCUAUUUCAAACAAAUCUGAGCCUGAAAUGCCUAUGUUAGUAUCACCAGCUGUUGUUGAAGGCUCUUCCGUUUCUAAAGUUGUAAUGGAUACCGCUGAAGACCAUUUUCCAGAUGCCCUUGCUAUUACUUCAGAAAACAUUUUGGAAUCAGGUAAAAAUGAAAUUUCUAAAUUAGAACAAAAAGUUUCAACACAUCUAGAAUCAUUACAUCCGGCUGAAGAAAGUGUGCUCAAAUUAGAUGUAAUCAGAAGAAUCAAUUCAGAAGAUGUCCCUCAACUGACUUUAGUGACAGACCCUCACUCAAAAUCCACUACUAGUCCUGAAAUCCAAGAAGCUACUUCAAAGAUAGAUGUAGUUAAACAACCAACAUUGAAUAUUUCAAGAGAGACUUUGUCAGAAACAUCUCAAAUUGCAGACAUUGAAGUUGGUAUUGAUAAGAGGAAAAGUGUAAGUGGAACUGAAGGUGAAAUGUUAUCAUCCUUUAAAAAAGAAUCAGUUUCUAGUCCAACAGAAAAUAAAUUGUCGACUCCUGAAAAGCCACCCAUCUCUGGAGUUUCCCAUGAUGUCACCCGGUCUGUUUCCAAGGAAUUUCCUUCUAGAGGUGAAUCGUCUUUAGCAGAACUAGAAGAUUCUCCUGACAUCAAUCCAACUUCUCAUGUUCUGUCUAAUACGCAGAUUCCAGUUAUCUCACCCAGUAGAACAAAUAUAAAAGAUACGAUUUCUGAAUCCGCUAGUGAUCAAGCUCAUGAUUCUAAAGUUGUAAUGGAUACCGCUGAAGACCAUUUUCCAGAUGCCCUUGCUAUUACUUCAGGAAACAUUUUGGAAUCAGGUAAAAAUGAAAUUUCUAAAUUAGAACAAAAAGUUUCAACACAUCUAGAAUCAUUACAUCCGGCUGAAGAAAGUGUGCUCAAAUUAGAUGUAAUCAGAAGAAUCAAUUCAGAAGAUGUCCCUCAACUGACUUUAGUGACAGACCCUCACUCAAAAUCCUCUACUAGUCCUGAAAUCCAAGAAGCUACUUCGAAGAUAGAUGUAGUUAAACAACCAACAUUGAAUAUUUCAAGAGAGACUUUGUCAGAAACAUCUCAAAUUGCAGACAUUGAAGUUGGUAUUGAUAAGAGGAAAAGUGUAAGUGGAACUGAAGGUGAAAUUUUAUCAUCCUUUACAAAAGAAUCAGUUUCUAGUCCAACAGAAAAUAAAUUGCCGCAUCCUGAAAAGCCACCCAUCUCUGGAGUUUCCCAUGAUGUCACCCGGUCUGUUUCCAAGGAAUUUCCUUCUAGAGAUGAAUCGUCUUUAGCAGAACUAGAAGAUUCUCCUGACAUCAAUCCAACUUCUCAUGUUCUGUCUAAUACGAAGUUUCCAGUUAUCUCACCCAGUAGAAAAAAUAUAAAAGAUACAAUUUCUGAAUCCGCUAGUGAUCAAGCUCAUGUUUCAAAAGUGUGGAAUGCUUCUGAAAACCCUAAUACUUCCAAUGACCUUGUAGCCUCACCACACAGAGCACUUUCCUCAUUUGAUCCAUUGAUUUUGAAUGAGACUCCUUCUCAACAAGAAGCAACACAAAGUUUUCAUGAUGUCUCCCAGACUCCUCCUGAACCAGUUACCGGUAUGUCGAAAGAUAGUAUGCCCUCCCCAUCUCAAGAAACAGUUAAAACAACACGUGUGGCAGCUAAUGAUAAUUUUAUGGUUAGAAAGCCUUCAAUCACGCCUGCUAAUCUUCCUAAUCUAGUGGAAUCUCAAAAUGAUGAUGUGGUAAUUUCACCCAACCCAUCAGAUUCGGAAGAGGUUAUGUCUGGUCUGAACAUAAAAAAACUAUCUAUAUCUGAAACACCAAUUACAAAAGUUUUUAAAGAGGUUUCAAAAGAGAAAGUGCUGCCAAAAUCCUCAUCAAAUCUUAAACAAAUAUCAUUCGGUUUGGAUAAAGGUGUAACUGAAGGAGGAAGAGAGGCUUUGCUUUCAGAAACAGGAGUUUCAAAAGAGGUUCUUCCAAAGGAAAAGGCAAAUAUUCUUGUUAAUGAAAUGCAACAAUCGUCCUCUAAUCGUUCUGGAGAAUCAGAAAAAAAGCCAAAAGUUGACCUUAUAUUAACCAAACAUAAGAUUACAGAUAAAGUAGAACCAAUUGAGUCUCAUCUAGUAGGCUCGACAACAUCAGGGAAUGGAAAAUCACCAGUGUUUCCUGUUAUUCAAGCUACUAAAACAGUUUCAGAGCAAUCUUUAGUGCCCGGAAAUGAUGGAAUUUUACCUGAAACAUCUGAAGACAAAAGUCAAUUCAAGGAAUCUAUAGACCAUCCAACCACUGAGGCUGAAAAGACUUCACUCAAUCUAUCUGGCUCUAGUACCCUGCCAAUGCAGACUAAAAUCAUACAGGAAUGUCCAAAUAAAGAACUGUCAAAAGAAGAAUUUUCCUCCUCUCCCCUCUUAGUACCCGCAUCUCACUCAAAGAAUCUCUUGUCUCCCUUCCAAGACACCAGUCAUUUUAAAGGGAUGGAUCUGGAUAAAGUUGAUGUAGAACCUAAAGUUACUAUUAAACCAUUAGAAUCAAUACAAUUCGUUCCCUUAAAAUCUGCGGCCGAUAGAACUGAAGGUCAAGCCAUAGUAUCUGAACCAAUGGAGGCUGCUUCCACUGGAUCCAAAACGACUCUGCAUGAUAGUAGUUGUUUACUGCAGGUACCAUAUCAUGUUGGUGAACCGAACGUUACCAGUUUAGCAAUGCAGACGUUGCAAGGCAAGAUGCGUGUGAAGGAUCACCUAAUCAAGUCAUUAGCUGAUCAUCUUCGCGAGCUGGCUCGCAACAACGUGUGGUCUGGAAGUGCCGCACUAGAGGCAGCAGCAACCACCGAUCCAACUACAUCAUAUGAUUUUGACAGGAACACUCUCCUACUCUAUGUAAAAGGAAAGGAACCAGAGAGUUAUGUUCCCUCUAUGGAGACCAAUGAAGACCCAAACUCAAAUCCCCUUAAAGUUGGGAUAGUUCGUAGACUUGAUAAUGAUAGCCUAUUGAUAAAGUGGGAGCGACCACUUUCAGCUGAGACAGUUGGAUUUCAGAUUUUCCUGAACGGCCAAUUCAUGUACUGGGUACAUUCAGCCAAACGUAACCUAGCUCUUCUUCACCCUUUAGAUCUGAGAUGGCGGCUGGAAAUCAAUGUAAGCGCUAUCGAUGCAUCUGGAGGUACUAUUUCACGAUCUAUUUUUCUAUAUAAGCCCGAGUGAACAAAUGUUAGGUAUAUAUAUUUUUUUGUAACCAUUAUAUUUAUUUUAUAAAGCAAUUGCAAUCCAUACACA
Messenger RNA from Macrosteles quadrilineatus (aster leafhopper), 4555 nucleotides. RefSeq lists its product as uncharacterized. NCBI's taxonomy places the organism in Eukaryota, Metazoa, Arthropoda, Insecta, Hemiptera, Cicadellidae. The transcript is spliced from 7 exons. Bases 149 to 4483 code for a protein of 1444 amino acids. The record is from RefSeq and is a predicted model, not a curated record.